AUGGAAUGGGGUGGGCGGGCGUAUCAAAGUGAAUAUCGCAUCGUGGGAAGAUUCAAGCCUCUGUUUCUUUGCGUUCAUACAGCUGGACAGCCUCUACUUGACUCUCAUGGCAUAAGAAUUGCCCACAAUCUCUCUCUCUCUCUCUCUCUCUCUCUCUCAUCUUUACUGGUUAAAGUGGCUCUCAUCAUUUGCAGAAGGAGUCCUCUAUUACUAUUAUAUAAUCACUAUACAUAUGUAUGUUCGAAUUAAGAAGGAGACUCAAGAAAUAUCACUCUUGUGUAUGUGCUAUAUGAGCAAUACCUAUUGCUCAGCUUCUUGAUUAUUAUGCCCGUGAGACGAAACUGCUUUCUGGGUCUUGCAUAUAAUUGUCAAAUAGCAAUUGAUUUGAUGUUUCUCGGGUAGAUAGCAAAAGGAUAAAGAAAAACAAAUUGUGAAGUUGAAACUCCAAAAGGAUAGAUGAUUAUGUUUUUUCGAUGAAACAAAUGCUUUAUCCUCCAUUGCAAGAAUUUCUGUGAUUCAGAGAUUUGACCCGUCUGUGGAGUUGGAAGUUGUUCAUUGUUUGGGCAAAGACAAUCUCACACCAAGCGGAAAACAGAUUGUAGCAGAAAACCAUGGCAGAAGAAGAUACCUAUUCUAGAGAUGGAGACAAUUCCAGAUCGAGCACACACCAAUUAGUAGAAAAAACCAUGGUAGAAAACGAUUUCUAUACGAAAGAUGGGACAGUAGAUUACCGGGGUAAUCCUGCCAACAAGAAGAAAACUGGGACAUGGAAAGCCUGUCCUUAUAUCCUAGGGAACGAGUGCUGCGAGAGACUGGCCUACUAUGGGAUGAGCUCCAAUUUGGUCCUGUAUUUCAAGCACCAGCUCAACCAGAAGAGCGCCACUGCUUCGAAGAAUCAGUCGGAUUGGUCUGGGACUUGCUACAUCACGCCACUGAUUGGAGCAUUUCUUGCUGAUGCUUAUCUGGGAAGAUAUUGGACAAUUGCCGUCUUCUCAAUCAUAUAUGUCAUUGGGAUGACACUAUUGACACUGUCUGCAACGGUGUCCGGAAUAAAGCCAAGAUGUUAUGAAAAAAAUGUUUGCGACCCAACACAUGCACAGAGCACAGUCUGCUUCAUUGCUCUUUACUUGAUAGCACUUGGGACUGGAGGGAUCAAGCCUUGUGUUUCAUCGUACGGGGCAGAUCAGUUUGAUGAUUCAGAUGAGGCAGAGAAGAAGCACAAGAGCUCCUUCUUCAACUGGUUCUACUUUUCAAUCAACAUCGGUGCACUAAUUGCCUCUUCUGUGCUGGUUUACAUCCAAGAUAAUGUUGGAUGGGGAUUGGGAUUUGGUAUCCCAGCGGUUACAAUGGCAAUUGCUGUAGUGAGCUUCUUCUCUGGUACCCGGAUUUAUAGGAACCAGAAGCCCGGUGGCAGUCCUCUGACGCGUAUCUGUCAGGUGAUAGUAGCUUCCUUGAGGAAAUAUUUAGUUAAGGUUCCAGCAGACAAGUCUCUUUUGUAUGAGAUUGCAGAUGCAGAGUCUGGAAUCAGAGGAAGCCGCAAGCUUGAUCAUACCAAAGAUCUCAGUUUUUUUGAUAAGGCAGCUGUGGAGAGGCAGUCAGAUCAUGUAAAGGGCUCAGUAGAUCCAUGGAGGCUGUGCUCUGUGACCCAAGUCGAGGAGCUGAAAGCCAUAGUGAGGCUGCUUCCUAUCUGGGCCACAGGCAUCAUCUUUUCAACUGUGUAUAACCAAAUGAGCAACCUCUUCGUGCUGCAAGGCGAGAAAAUGAACACCCGUGUUGGCAACUCCAACUUCCAUAUCCCACCAGCAUCGCUUAGCAUUUUCGACACCCUCAGUGUCAUCUUCUGGGUCCCAAUCUAUGACCGAGUCAUCGUCCCAUUUUCCAGAAAACUCACCGGCAGGCGGAAUGGGCUGACUCAGCUCCAGAGAAUGGGCAUCGGUCUCUUCAUAUCCAUCUUCUCCAUGAUAUCUGCCGGAAUUCUGGAACUUAUCAGGCUCAAAAUGAUCAAAAGACACAACUACUAUGAAACCAAGGAGAUGCACAUGUCAAUAUUCUGGCAGGUUCCUCAGUACUUCAUCAUUGGCUGCGCUGAGGUUUUCACGUUCAUCGGACAGUUGGAGUUCUUCUACGAGCAAGCUCCCGAUGCCAUGAGAAGCCUCUGCUCCGCUCUCUCGCUCACCACUGUGGCUCUAGGAAACUACUUGAGCUCCUUACUGGUGACUAUUGUUACCUCAAUCACUGCUAAGGAUGGGAAGCCUGGAUGGCUGCCGGAUAACUUGAACUAUGGCCAUCUUGACUACUUCUUCUAUCUAUUGGCUAUACUAAGUGUGAUCAACCUAGUAGUUUAUUUCUUCGUGGCACAGUGGUACACUUACAAAAGGCCGGUUGGGACUUUCCGCGGAUAGCCACUAGUGCCAACAAUGGUGCAAACAAUAGGCUUAAUUUUCUUUGUUUCCCUGCAAGUGUGACUGAAGUUUGUGUAAAUAGAUUAUGCUCCAAAUGUUGAUCUGCUCAUGCUGCAAUGGCAAUGGGCUCCGAAUGGUUGCGUUAGAAGGAUGUGAAAGUGAACAAAUAAAUCUGAAAAAGAAGAGGGUACUGUUAGUUCUCUGCUUUAUUUGA
Diospyros lotus (date-plum) is the source of this 2616-nucleotide messenger RNA. Its product is annotated as protein NRT1/ PTR FAMILY 8.1-like. The coding region runs from base 612 to 2402 and encodes 596 amino acids. Lineage: Eukaryota; Viridiplantae; Streptophyta; Magnoliopsida; Ericales; Ebenaceae. Gene Ontology annotation, molecular function: transmembrane transporter activity. The transcript is spliced from 6 exons. Gene Ontology annotation, biological process: oligopeptide transport; transmembrane transport. The record is from RefSeq and is a predicted model, not a curated record. Gene Ontology annotation, cellular component: membrane.